CCGCGACGGCGGGCUUCGGGCUCAGUACCGGGCGCGCGAAUCUUCGCGAAAGCCUUCGUGAGCUACAAAAGGAUGCCACGGAGAAAGAAAAGGGUUAAAGAAGCCUCUGAAUCUGAGAACCUGGAGAAGCAGGAUGUGGCAGCCGCAGGUUCCAUCAGCGUGAAGAGGAAGCGUAGACUUGAGGAUGCCUUCAUUGUGAUAUCUGACAGUGACGGAGAGCAGGAACCAAAGGAGGAGAACGGAUUGCAGAAAACGAAGAUAAAACAGUCGAACAGAACAAAGUGUUUGGCUAAAAGAAAAAUUGCACAGAUGACAGAAGAAGAACAGUUUGCUCUGGCUCUCAGGAUGAGUGAGCAAGAAGCUAGGGAGGUGAACAGCCAGGAGGAAGAAGAAGAGGAGCUCUUGAGGAAAGCCAUUGCCGAAAGCCUGAGUAGCUGCCGGCGUUCUGACGCUUCUGCCACCCGAUCUCGACCUCUGGCCACUGGACCGUCUUCACAAUCUCACCAAGAGAAAGCCACGGACUCUGGGACCACUGAAGGCAUAUGGCAGCUGGUACCUCCAUCACUGUGUAAAGGCUCACAUGUCAGUCAGGGAAACGAGGCUGAGGACAGAGAGGAGCCUUGGGACCACCCUGAAAACACUGAAGAGGAGCCGGUCUCCGGCAGCUCAGGAAGCUGGGACCAGUCAAGCCAGCCAGUGUUUGAGAAAGAGAACGUUAAAUGCUUUGACAGAUGUACAGGCCACUUGGCUGAGCACACACAGUGUGGGAAGCCACAGGAAAGUACUGGGAGGGGUUGUGCUUUCCUCGAAGCUGCCCAGGGUAGGGGGAACACUUCGGGGCGCUGUCUGCUGACCCCAGCAGAUGCCAGAGGUCUCCAGGACAUUGAGGGCACUGUGCACUACUUCUGGGGUAUUCCAUUCUGCCCUCCUGCAGUGGACCCCAACCAGUACACCAAGGUCAUUCUCUGCCAGUUGGAGGUUUAUCAGAAAUGCCUGAAAAUGGCUCAGAGGCAGCUCUUAAAGAAAAAGGGGUUUGGGGAACCAGUGUUACCUAGACCUCCUUCUCUGAUCCAGAAUGAAUGUGGCCAAGGAGAUCAGGCUAGUGAAAAAAAUGAAGGCAACUCAGAAGAUAUGGGAGAUGAAGACAAAGAGGAGAGGCGGGAGUCUAGGGCAUCUCUCUGGUACUCAAAAGCCAAGGAUUUCCAAGAAAGCCCAGUUGAAAGCUUGAAAGAGAAACUUUUGUUGGAGGAAGAACCAACAACCAGUAAUGGUCAGUAUUCUCAAGGGGUGUUCGUUGCAGAAACCUCAGAAGAAGGAGACGCCGUGCCUGCCUCAGGAAGCAUUGCUGCUUUUUCCAGAAAGAGAAGCUCAGUCCUUAUGCCACAGAGUUCCACAGAAGAAAUCACUGUUUGUCCUGAGACACAGCUAAGUUCCUCUGAAACUCUUGACCUUGAAAGAGAAGUCUCUCCAGGUGACAGAGAAAGCCCGGAUGCAGUAUGCGUAAUAAUGGCAGAUAAGGAGGUUGGUAAAAGGGAAGAUGCUGAGAAGGAAACACGUGCUUCCUCCUUUUCACCCAGUCGCCAGGUGUCCUGCCCGCUCUGUGACCAAGGCUUCCCUCCCACGAAGAUCGAGCGACAUGCCAUGUACUGCAGUGGUCUGACGGGGCGAGACACAGUGGUGACUCGGAGACAGAAAGAGACCAAGAGCAAGAGCGCCAGUGGGACAGCUGCCCAGAUGCCCCUCGACAUUGGCAAGAAUGAGAAGUGUUACCUCUGUAAGUCCCUGGUCCCAGUCAGAGAGUAUGCGUGUCAUGUGGAUACCUGUCUCCAGCUUGCAAGGCUUGACCAAGACGGUGGUCCUGAAGGGAGUGGUAGGCCACGUUCACCCACGGAGGGCAGGCGGCACCAGCAGCCGAGGAACCCGAAGGCAAAAGGCCUCAAGGAAGGCCGACUCCUCAGUCUUCUGGAACAGUCUGAGCAAAAGACCCUAGACGCAGAGGUAAAGACCAACUUCCCUGGCACGGGAACCUGCAGGGUGCCCUCGCCGCAGGCGGAGGAAGCAGGCUGCAGCGGAGGGGUGCAGAGUCCCGUCGCGCAUCUCGCCUUCAAUGACUCUCCCAUCAAGUCUUUCGUUUCCGUUUCCGAAGCCACAGAUUGCUUGGUGGACUUCAAAAAGCAACUUACUGUUCGGCCUGGUAGCCGGCCACGCGCCAGAGCAGGCAGAGGAAGGAGGAGGAAGUCCUGAAUUUCUAGGGUCAAGGGUUGACAGAACCGUGAGCAUCAGGGUGGGCCUUGCUCGUUAGGCCAUAGCUCCCGCCAGGUCGUUGUUAAGCAGGUUCUGGCCCUGCACUUCCACCAUUAGCUCCCAUCAGAAUCCUGGCUUUUAUGUUUUCUAUGGUAUAUGCAGACAGCUCUGUAUAAUACUGUUUUAUAUAAUAAUCUGUUUGAAUUUACUUAUAGUUUAAAGAAAAUUUAAAUAUA
Tupaia belangeri chinensis (Chinese tree shrew) is the source of this 2480-nucleotide messenger RNA. RefSeq names its product ubiquitin interaction motif containing 1 (gene UIMC1). The transcript has 15 exons. Gene Ontology annotation, cellular component: BRCA1-A complex. The coding region runs from base 73 to 2244 and encodes 723 amino acids. NCBI's taxonomy places the organism in Eukaryota, Metazoa, Chordata, Mammalia, Scandentia, Tupaiidae. Gene Ontology annotation, biological process: positive regulation of DNA repair; double-strand break repair. The record is from RefSeq and is a predicted model, not a curated record. Gene Ontology annotation, molecular function: DNA binding; K63-linked polyubiquitin modification-dependent protein binding; histone binding.